Messenger RNA from Diorhabda sublineata, 905 nucleotides. It is a transcript of the gene or, whose product is annotated as AP-3 complex subunit sigma-2. The record is from RefSeq and is a predicted model, not a curated record. The coding region runs from base 68 to 643 and encodes 191 amino acids. Gene Ontology annotation, biological process: Golgi to vacuole transport; intracellular protein transport. Gene Ontology annotation, cellular component: AP-3 adaptor complex; intracellular membrane-bounded organelle; membrane coat. The transcript has 4 exons. NCBI's taxonomy places the organism in Eukaryota, Metazoa, Arthropoda, Insecta, Coleoptera, Chrysomelidae.
UAUGUAAACUAUAUUAUUUUUUUACGUGUAAGAUUUGUAAUUUAAAAAUUUAAUUGAAUUAGUUAUAAUGAUAAAAGCUAUUCUAGUCUUUAAUAAUCAUGGAAAACCGAGACUUUCGAAGUUUUAUCAAUAUUUUGCAGAGGAUAUGCAACAGCAAAUAAUAAAAGAAACAUUUCAAUUAGUUUCUAAAAGGGAAGAUAAUGUUUGUAAUUUUUUAGAAGGCGGGAGCUUAAUCGGUGGUAGCGAUUACAAAUUAAUAUACAGACAUUACGCCACAUUGUACUUCGUAUUCUGCGUAGAUUCCUCCGAAAGCGAAUUGGGAAUAUUAGAUCUAAUUCAGGUGUUUGUCGAAACAUUAGAUAAAUGUUUCGAGAACGUAUGCGAAUUAGAUUUGAUUUUCCACGUAGAUAAAGUGCAUUAUAUCCUCAACGAACUCGUAAUGGGUGGAAUGGUCUUGGAAACAAAUAUGACUGAAAUUCUUACGCGGAUUGAAGACCAAAACAAAAUGGAAAAACAAGAGGCGGGUAUAACCGCUGCUCCAGCGCGGGCUGUUUCGGCUGUUAAAAAUAUGAACAUUCCUCAACAAAUAAAAGAUAUAAAGUUACCCGAUUUACCGCAGGCCAUCAAAGACCUAAAAUUCUGACCUCGAUUAGGAACAGAAUUCCAGAAUGUUCAUAUUAUACCGCCAGAUUCUCGAUCGCUUCUGGAAGAAUCUUCUUCUGUUAAAUACACUUGAUAUAUAUUGUAUCUACAGGGUGUUUCUGAUUUAGAAACGGGAAUUUUCUCUUUGUUACACUAUUUUGAAAUGAUUUUCGAUUUUUUAAUGUAUCGAUUGGUUUAAUUACUUUUUUUUAUAUAUAAUUUAAUUAUUUUUUUAGUUAAAAUGUUUAUAAAUAUAUUAUUAA